Messenger RNA from Colletotrichum truncatum, 552 nucleotides. RefSeq lists its product as uncharacterized. NCBI's taxonomy places the organism in Eukaryota, Fungi, Ascomycota, Sordariomycetes, Glomerellales, Glomerellaceae. The record is from RefSeq and is a predicted model, not a curated record.
AUGUAUCUCUCGCUUGCUCUCCCUGCUCUUCUCGCCGCGCGUUUUGCGGCGGCAAUCGACUUUACCGAUUAUGACCCCCAGCCUGGCGUUCAGCCCGAGUUCAAGGAUUUCCUCAAUGCCCUGGUCACGCCGGCAGAGGACCCGACCGCCACGACGGCGUACACAGACUUCUUCACCCCUGAUGGCAUGCAGACAACGUUGAGCAUCCACUGCGUUGGCGCCGCAGCCAUCACCAAGUGCAAGCAGCGCUUCCUGCCGACUGACGGCAGCAUGUCACUGACGCACUUCCCUAACACCACUUUCAUCGCGGACAACAACGCUACUGCGACCGUCUACGAGGCUCAUGGCCGGAUUGAAAAUAACUUCAAGGCGGGUAACUGCUCGCAAAUCUACUAUAAGACGCAGUACACCGUUCUCAAGACCAUCAAGUCGGUGGACGCAGCGCCGAAUCUGUCGACUAAGGCUGAACACCAGGUGUACUGGUACCAUGACUACUGUGUUAACCCUACGGGGGUGCCUUCGGAUAUUCCGUGCGACAGCCUUAAGGCGUAG